AUGAACUCACCAUCUGCAAGAUAGCUUUACCCUGAUUUCGACAUUGAACGCUUUAGAUUAGAUGUUGAAAGAGUCAAAAGUGCCUCAAAGCAUACAAUAUAAGUUUACGCUUCAAACUCAUUCAAUGCUUCUAAUGAACUAGGCCCUUCUGAAUAAAUAGUAGUAAAAUAUCUACCAUAACUCAACAAUUACUCUUUAGCAAUCAUCAUCAUCAUUAUAGACUUCUCAGAACGAGAAAAGAUUAUGUAUCCUGAGUUUGAGCCUAAUAUGCAACUCUACAGGAAUGAAGCUAAACUGUUACUUGAAUACAUGAGAGAUCCAUCAAAGCCAAAUGGAUACUAAUUUGAUAAAUAUGGCCUGAUUAUUUUUCCUUUGAAAGAUAGAUGGCUUAGAGGGCCAGAAUAUGGAUUUUUGCUUAGACAUUACAAAACUUACUCUGCCUUGGGAUAUUACAAUGUAAAUCAUCGUUAACAGGAUCCAUAAGUAUAUGAGCAACCUAAAAGUAUAGUCAUUGAUUUAUAAAGUUUAUCAUUUAGAUGGAAUGCUUUACUAUAUAAAAGGUCUUCAUUUGAGAGAGUUUGGAUUCCCAAGAAUUAGGGAUUCUUCAAAUUCAUAACAGCGCAAGGAUUUUAAGUGGAAAAAAUAGCAAAGUCAAAGACUAAAGAUGAAAACUUCUUUAUGCAUUGUUCGAUUCUCUACCAAGAGUACCAAGACGACUAUAAAAAUCCAUAAGCACUCAAAAGAUUAAAAGAGAAACGUUAAAAGCUCAAAGAUGAGGAUAUAAAUCCUCCUGUCUAGUUUGAGAGAAUAAUUAUGUGCCAUAUUCUGGAAAAAGACGAUGGAUUAGGAGAAGAAAUAUUAGAAGAUGAGGAUGAAGAAGAGGAAUUAUAAAAUUAAAAUCUGUUGCAUUGCUUUCCUAACGAUGGAUUUUUCAAAACUUCAUAAGGUACAGAUAGAGAGCAAGAAUAGAAUUAGGAAAAGGAUGAACCAAUCAUCGCUCAAACAAUUAGCUUUACCUCUGAAGAAAUAGAUUACAAAAAAAACAAUAAAUCUAUUUCGGAGAGUCUUCCAAACUAAAGCAAUAAUGAUCUUUCGAAUACCUUUGAAGAUCAUAGUCAGAAUAAAUUGAGUAUUUAAAAGAGAGAUGCAAUGAAGAGAAAAAAUCAAUUUAUGAAAUAUCAUUAGAGCAUAGUCAGCAAUCAAAAUGGUUUGUUUGAUGAGUAGGGGAGAAGAAGAAGUGUAAGAUUAAAGCAAAUAAAACCUAAAAGUUAGCAAAAAGUAGAUUAUGUAGACUAAAAUUAGUUUUAUGUAUAUCAUAAGAAACGUGAUGAUAAGCAGGGUAAAAAGCAAAUUUAGAGAAUGAUCACUAUUGACAAACACAGAUUGAACUAUGAUGCUGAAGAGACUUAGAAAUCCUCAUCUGAAAAUUCCUAGCACUUUGAUUAGUAGUUGGAAAGAAUAGAGGAAGAUUCAUAUGAAAAGGAUUUAGAUUAGUUUUCAGAUGUUAACGACAGUGAAACGACCGAAGAAGAAAUGAUAGAAGAGCUCACUUUUCCUCAAGUUAAAAAUAUCCUUAAAGCCUAUAUAAAUAAAUUUCGAAAAUGGAAAUCUUCACAGUACAAUAGUAUCAAAAGAAUUAGAUGGUUGAUGUCAAAGAAAACUGGACAUUAUGAGGGGAAAAUAAAUAGAUGGAGGUAAAGAUAUAGGAGCAAAAAAAUAACAGAAGCCUAGAUAAAAAAAUUUCAAUCCUAAUCUGGAUAUUAAACUCAAUAAAUGAGGGAUAAUAAUAAAAAGUACAGAUAAGUAUAAUUUUAAAAUCAACCUAUCCUUAAUAACUUAAACACGCUAAAAAAUGGGAAUGUCUUUAGUUUUAAUCCUAAUCUCAGAGAGCUUGGUGAUAUCAUUGAUGAUAGUUUGACUGAUUUCCAACCACACUAAAAUUUCGACAACAUGCCAAAAAGCACAAUGAGACCAAACUUAUUCACAAAUGAUCUAGCUUAAGGCAUUAAGCCUUACAAAACCCCCAACAAAUAAGCUUUUGAAUUCAAUGCAGGAACCCUAUAAAAAGAUUAUGGACUUUAGAUGACUUCUAAUGGUAAUCGGCAGAAUAACUACAAUGAAAAUGAGACUGAAAAUGACAUUGAAAUAGUCAGAGUCAAACCUUCACCUUUAUCAUAAUUCAAUAGGAAAGAGCCAGAUUAAAGAUAAAGAAUAAAUUUUAGCUUCGAUCAAACUAAAAUCAAUAUGGAUUUAGCCUAAAAUGAGCAUUUGCUGUUGAAAGAAGAAGAUAGUAUUCUUUAAAUAUCAAACUAAUAGAUGAUUUAAACCUAUAAAUAAAAGGAUUAGAGCAAUACUAUUACCAGCACAAACACAGUAAACAAUAAUAAUGAGAGAUUUCUAAAGUUAAUGAGUAAAUACUGA
Stylonychia lemnae is the source of this 2421-nucleotide messenger RNA. The record is from the annotation of a GenBank genome assembly. Lineage: Eukaryota; Ciliophora; Spirotrichea; Sporadotrichida; Oxytrichidae.